Messenger RNA from Rubroshorea leprosula, 2010 nucleotides. The record is from the annotation of a GenBank genome assembly. Lineage: Eukaryota; Viridiplantae; Streptophyta; Magnoliopsida; Malvales; Dipterocarpaceae.
CGACCAACCCAGUAACAGUUGUUUCUUCUUCUUCAUCCAAUCAGAGAAACAAAUCGAAAAUACUCAUCCAACAAUCAGAGAAACAAACCAAAAAUAUCCAAUCAGAGAAACAAACCAAAAAUAUCCAAUCAGAGAAACAAAUCGAAAAUACUCAUCCAACAAUCAGAGAAACAAACCAAAAAUAUCCAAUCAAAGAAACAAAUAAAAAAUACUUACCAUAUUCUUCCUCAUUUUCUUUCCCCCUAAAUCGAAAAUCCCCUCAUCUUCCGUUCGGAGACGAACCCAGGAGCUGGGUUCGUAACAAACCCCGCGCUUGGGUUCCGAGGCGAACCCAAUGCCUGGGUUCCGAGGCGAACCCAAUGCCUGGGUUCCGAGGCGAACCCAGCGCCUGGGUUCUGAGAUGAACCCAGCGCCUGGGUUCUGAGAUGAAUCAGGCGCAAGUUCGUCACAAACCCUUCCCCUGGGUUCGUCACAGAACCCAGGCUUGGGUUCGUCGCAGAACCCAGCACCUGGGUUCAAGAUGAACCUAGGAGUUAGAGGGAGGGUUUAUUCCUCUGAGAAUUAUCACUUUUCCGAAAGAGAACAGCAUGGCGUCAUACGGUGUCUUUAUUUUCCAUUUCCUCCUCUCCGCCAUCCUUUUUUCUAGCAUUGUUGAUGCCACCGGUUUGAUAGGAGUGAACUACGGCCGCGUGGCCAACAAUUUACCGUCCCCAGAUAAGGUGGUGGAGCUUCUAAAAACACAGGGGAUAGACAGAGUUAAGCUCUACGACACCGACGCAGAGGUCCUCACAGCCCUGGCCAACUCAAGUAUAAGCGUCGUGGUUGCCCUUCCCAACGAGCUACUCUCCUCUACGGCCGCCGAUCAGUCCUUCGCCGAUAAUUGGGUCCAAGGCAACAUCUUGAAAUACUAUCCCACCACCAACGUUGAAGCAAUUGCAGUCGGAAAUGAGGUCUUCGUCGACCCCAACAACACGAUGAUGUCCCUCGUACCCGCCAUGAAGAACGUUUACAACUCCCUCGCGAAGUAUAACCUCGAUUCCGCCAUUAAAAUCUCCUCCCCAAUUGCUCUCAACGACUUGCAAAGCUCAGAUCCGCCUUCAUGCGGAUCGUUCAAAUCCGAAUUGAUUGAACCAGUAGUCAAACCCAUGUUGGAUUUCCUGCGCCAAACGGGAUCAUAUCUCAUGGUCAAUGCUUACCCCUUCUUUGCAUACUCAGCCAACUCGGACACUAUCUCUUUGGACUACGCUCUGUUCAGGAAUAACUCCGGUGCGGUGGAUUCCGGCAACGGGUUGAAGUACUACAGUUUGUUAGAAGCCCAGCUGGACGCUGUUUUCACCGCCAUGUCCGCCCUCAAUUACAACGAUGUGAAGAUGGUGGUAACCGAAACAGGGUGGCCGUCGAUGGGGGACGAGAACGAGAUUGGCGCAGUUAAAGAGAAUGCGGCGGCGUAUAACGGGAACUUGGUACGCAGAGUUUUGACCGGAAGUGGCACCCCCUUGAGACCACAGGACCCACUCAACGUCUACCUAUAUGCUCUCUUCAACGAGAACGAGAAACCGGGGCCGGCAUCGGGGCGGAAUUACGGGUUAUUUUACGCGAACGAGAAAAAGGUAUAUAGCAUACCUUUAACCCAAUCGGAGCUCCAGAGCGGGGAGGCAACGCCGGUCAGCGGCGGGAACCAGAGUCAGGCUCCGGCCUCCAGAGUCCGAGUCAGUGUUUCGUUGUGUGACGCGAACACGCUCGAGGUGGUGGUUUCGUUUCCCUUCAACUGUUUUUCUGGCGUAGAAAUACGCCUUAAACUGACAUUAUCAGAAGAAUUCUCGUGGCGCUGGCAUGUGCGAUUUUGGUUUUAUGGUAUGUUUUUAUAUAUUUAAUUUUUUUAUUUAAAGUGUAUUUGUAUGUUAAUUGUGUUCACAUGAUAUAUUAUUUUUAUUUAGUAAUAUUUUUUUAAACAGUAUACAAUUUGAAAAAAAAAAUCUUUUAGGAUGUUAAUAAAGCUUAAAAUUUUAA